Messenger RNA from Sphaeroforma arctica JP610, 178 nucleotides. RefSeq lists its product as hypothetical. The record is from RefSeq and is a predicted model, not a curated record. NCBI's taxonomy places the organism in Eukaryota, Ichthyosporea, Ichthyophonida. The annotation marks the transcript as partial. The transcript has a single exon.
UCUAGGCGGGUUGGCGGGCAUGGGCAAUUAUGGAGGCACAGAUGUGCUACAGGAAAGUAUGGGGAUUCCAGUUCAAAUAACGAAACGACACAGCUAUGAUGCAGAGCUCUCAGGGACAGUCGGCCACGUCACGUACCACACACCACUCACCAGAGUACAAACAGAUGACCCAAAGUGA